Molecule: messenger RNA, 291 nt
Organism: Striga hermonthica
Lineage: Eukaryota; Viridiplantae; Streptophyta; Magnoliopsida; Lamiales; Orobanchaceae
Source: the annotation of a GenBank genome assembly
AUGGUCAAAGAACACUUGUACUCGUUGGCAGUGGCUGCAGACAAAUACGAUAUAGCGCCCCUCCGAAAGGUAUGUGAGCAUCACCUUAAGGAAUCCUUGAGCACUUCCAACGCGCUCGAUAUUUUAGAAAUAUCCGACAGGUGUUCUUUCCAAUCAUUGAGAGAUGCCACAUUGGACUUCAUUGCUACAAACUAUAAGGACAUCACUUGUUCCAAAAGAUACAAUGAUUUCACGAUCGAUAAUCCGCAUUUGGCCAGUACGAUUACAAGGGCUUGGGCUUUUCGAAGAUAA